AUGUCGACCUUGAGGCGCCGCAUCGCCAACGUCGUCCAAGACACACCUUCCGAGUCUACCAGCCGAGAGAGCACACCUGACGACCACGAUGAGCUCAAACUCGUGGCGACCAAGAAGCUUGAGAAGCUCGAGAAGCUCAAGAAGCACAAAGGCAGCAAGAGGAGGUCCGGCAUCAUCUUUGGGCUGGGAGGGGUUUUGGGCUUGCUGUUAGCCCUUCUGUUUGCCCAGUCCCAGGAUGUCAUCAAGCUGGAAGGCUUACUCGAGGUCAACCUGGACAGCCUGAUGGACGCGAUACCUGCGGGCAUCAUCAAAGACGUCAAGGACCUAUCGAUGGCGGAGCGCGACGUGGUCAACUACGACUCUUUCGCCGUGGGACUGCAUCUACAAUCACAGGGGAUCUCGGCGCACCAUCCUGUCAUUAUGGUUCCUGGGGUCAUUUCGACGGGGCUGGAGUCGUGGAGCACCGGCGAGAAGUCGAGGCAAUAUUUUCGCAAGAGGCUCUGGGGUUCAUGGUCCAUGAUGAGGGCGCUCAUCCUCGACCAGGCGGCGUGGAAAAAACACAUCAUGCUGGACAAGGAGACAGGCCUCGACCCUCCGGGUAUCAAGCUUCGCGCCGCACAAGGAUUUGACGCGACGGACUUCUUCAUCACCGGCUAUUGGAUUUGGAACAAGAUCCUCGAGAACCUUGCGACCAUCGGCUAUGACCCGACCAACGCAUUCACCGCGGCUUACGACUGGCGGCUGUCGUAUGCCAACUUGGAGAUCCGCGAUCAGUACUUCACCAGGCUCAAGAGCUAUAUUGAAGUGGCGCACUCCACGACGGGGAAAAAGAUCGUCCUUGUCUCCCACUCCAUGGGCAGCCAGGUCGUCCUGUACUUCAUGAAGUGGGUCGAGCAUAAAGAUCACGGCAAAGGGGGCUCUGAUUGGGUCAACACGUACAUCGACUCGUGGAUCAACAUCUCAGGCUGCAUGCUAGGGACGGCCAAGGACAUUCCCGCCGUCUUGUCCGGAGAGAUGAAGGACACGGCUCAGCUGAACGCCUUUGCCGUGUACGGCCUCGAGAAGUUCCUCUCCAAGGGUGACCGUGCGGAAAUCUUUCGCGCCAUGCCAGGACUCUCGUCAAUGCUGCCCAAAGGAGGAGAAGCCGUCUGGGGCAACGACACCUGGGCCCCUGACGACUUGCCAUAUCCCGAACAGAACCGCACGCACGGGCUCUUUCUGUCCUUCAAACCCAAGUUCAACGCCACGGGGCCUCCGCGCAAGAAUAUGACCAUGACGGAGACGUUUGACUACCUGCUCGAGAGCACCGAGCCGUGGUACCGGGAGCAAGUCCUGCACGCAUACUCUCACGGUGUGGCGCACACCGAGGCCGAAGUUGAACGUAACGAAGAUAACCCUCGAACGUGGUUGAAUCCCCUCGAAGCGCGACUGCCUCUCGCCCCGAACUUGAAGAUCUACUGCUUCUACGGCAUCGGGAAGCCGACCGAGCGGUCCUAUUUCUACAAGGACAACGAGAAUCCUCUGCAUGGGAACAUCAACAUCACGAUCGACACGUCGGUGAGCUCGUCCAACGGACGACUACAGCAAGCCGGGUCGAUCGAUCACGGUGUCGUGUUCGGCGAAGGUGACGGGACGGUGAACCUGUUGAGUACGGGCUACAUGUGCGCGAAAGGGUGGAAGAAGAUCAAGAGAUACAAUCCUGCGGGUGUCAAGGUGACGACGUACGAGAUGCCCCACGAACCGGAUCGAUUCAGUCCCCGUGGCGGACCGAACACCGGCGAUCAUGUUGACAUCCUCGGCCGGAGCAGCUUGAACGAUUUGAUUCUCCGCGUGGCCGGGGGAAGGGGACAUGAAAUCGAAGAGAACUACGAGAGCCGUAUAUGGGAGAUCAGCGAGAAGGUGCAGGUCUUUGACCACGAGUAG
This is a messenger RNA of Exophiala spinifera, 1923 nucleotides long. RefSeq lists its product as uncharacterized. The transcript has a single exon. The coding region runs from base 1 to 1923 and encodes 640 amino acids. Gene Ontology annotation, molecular function: phospholipid:diacylglycerol acyltransferase activity. Gene Ontology annotation, biological process: triglyceride biosynthetic process; lipid storage. Lineage: Eukaryota; Fungi; Ascomycota; Eurotiomycetes; Chaetothyriales; Herpotrichiellaceae. Gene Ontology annotation, cellular component: cytoplasm; perinuclear endoplasmic reticulum. The record is from RefSeq and is a predicted model, not a curated record.